AUGCCCACCCAAAGCACAACCAAGCAAGAAGGUAAUAGACACGAAAUUGAAGCCAGCUUGACCUACCGAGGCCUGGGGGAACACCAAAACUUCAGCGUACCCAAAUCUGACGCAAGCCUGCUCAUGGGAUUAGUAAGAGCUUACCUGCAACUCAAUGGAGUGCAGCCAGUAGCACCCAAUGACAAAUCUGCCGAUGCUGUGCUAUACGUAUUGGUGGACAUUUUUGGCACUGUGCGCUCGCGCUUCGAUGCCUAUAUCUACAACAACGAAACGGUCAAGGCCGAAACUUCGCUGGAAAUGUAUGCCUUUGACAAAGAAGGCAAGCUUUUGAUGGCUCCUGUCAACGCCAAUCGCGAAGCAAAAUACCAAAAGCAUUACUUCCUUUGGGCCGGCCCAGUAACCACCCAAGAACAAGUUUACCAAGGCCAAGGCCUGCUCGUAGAUUUUUCAGACCAGUUGCCACCCAAGAGCAUGCUCUCUACAAGCCUGGUCAAAUCAGCGCGUAGCAACAAGCAAGGGCAAACGCCAGUAAAUAAAUACCACUUCAUGGGCAAAUGA
This is a messenger RNA of Darwinula stevensoni, 558 nucleotides long. The record is from the annotation of a GenBank genome assembly. NCBI's taxonomy places the organism in Eukaryota, Metazoa, Arthropoda, Ostracoda, Podocopida, Darwinulidae.